GAUGGCGGCUUGUAUAUCUGCAUGAACACGUUCCUGGGCUUCGGGAAGCAAUACGUGGAAAAGCACUAUCAGAAAACAGGCCAGCGGGUCUACCUGCACCUCAAACGAACACGUAAACCAAAGGAAGAAGACAGCAACUCUAGUGCUGGGGACCCCCCAAGGAAGAAACCAACUCGUUUGGCUAUUGGUGUAGAAGGUGGAUUUGACAUCACAGAGGAAAAGUUUGAAUAUGACGAAGAAGUAAAAAUAGUGAUUUUCCCAGAGCAUUUGGAUAUUCCUCAUGAUGGGCUGGAGGGACUACCAGACAUGGUCAAAGACAGGAUUGCCAGUGCGAUCGAGGCCAUCCUCACGGCAGAUUCAGCAUCACGGAAGCAGGAGGUGCAAGCUUGGGAUGGGGAGGUUCGACGUGUUUCCAAACACGCUUUUUCUCUGCACCAACUUCAGAAUGAUGUCCGCAUCCCACCGUGUGGCUGGAAGUGCAGCAAAUGUGACAUGAGGGAGAACUUGUGGCUGAAUAUGACCGAUGGAGCCAUCCUCUGUGGUCGGCGCUAUUUCGAUGGCAGCGGUGGCAACAAUCACGCAGUCGAGCAUUACCGGGAAACUGGCUACCCCCUGGCUGUGAAACUGGGAACAAUUACUCCUGAUGGGGCUGAUGUCUACUCCUAUGAUGAGGAUGACAUGGUGUUGGAUCCCAACCUGGCAGAACAUCUUGCUCACUUUGGGAUUGACAUGCUCAAGAUGCAGAAGACAGACAAGACAAUGACAGAACUGGAAAUAGAUAUGAACCAGCGUAUUGGGGAGUGGGAGCUCAUCCAGGAGUCUGGUGUGCAGCUUAAGCCCCUCUAUGGGCCUGGGUACACCGGUAUCCGUAACUUGGGCAACAGCUGCUACCUCAAUUCUGUGAUGCAGGUGCUGUUCAGUAUCCCAGACUUCCAGAGAAAAUAUGUGGACAAGCUGGAGAAGAUAUUCCAAAGCGCACCUUCGGACCCCACACAGGACUUCAGCACACAAGUAGCCAAACUGGGCCAUGGGCUGCUCUCUGGGGAAUAUUCAAAGCCAGCUUCUGCAGAUGGGGAUCAGCAGCCCGAUCAGAAGGGUAUGCAAAAUGGCAUCGCUCCACGCAUGUUUAAGUCCCUCAUUGGAAAGGGGCAUCCAGAAUUUUCCACUAACCGACAGCAGGAUGCCCAGGAAUUCUUUCUGCACUUCAUCAACAUGGUAGAGAGGAACUGUCGCAGCUCGGAGAACCCUAACGAGGUCUUCCGUUUUCUGGUGGAGGAGAAGCUGAAGUGCCUGGCCACAGAAAAGGUGAAAUACACUCAGCGUGUGGACUAUAUUAUGCAGCUGCCUGUGCCCAUGGAUGCUGCACUCAACAAAGAUGAACUACUGGAAUAUGAGGAGAAGAAGCGGCGGAUGCCUGAGCUGGUGCGAGCCAAGGUGCCUUUCAGCUCCUGCCUAGAGGCCUAUGGAGCUCCGGAGCAGGUGGAUGAUUUCUGGAGCACAGCCUUGCAGGCCAAGUCUGUGGCUCUCAAAACAACACGGUUCGCCUCUUUCCCGGAUUAUCUGGUGAUCCAAAUCAAGAAAUUCACUUUCGGUCUGGACUGGGUGCCCAAAAAGCUGGAUGUCUCCAUUGAAAUGCCGGAGGAGCUGGAUAUCUCUGCGCUGCAGGGAACAGGGCUGCAAGAUGGGGAAGAGGAAAUGCCAGACAUUGCACCCCCACUGGUGACACCAGACGAGCCCAAAGGUAGCCUGGGGUUCUAUGGCAACGAGGACGACGACUCCUUCUGCUCCCCUCACUUCUCCUCUCCGACAUCACCCAUGUUGGAUGAGUCAGUGAUUAUCCAGCUGGUGGAGAUGGGCUUUCCCAUGGAUGCCUGCCGCAAAGCCGUGUAUUACACAGGGAACAGUGGGGUUGAGGCUGCCAUGAACUGGGUCAUGUCACAUAUGGAUGAUCCAGACUUCGCUAACCCGCUAGUUCUCCCUGGAUCCAGCGGACCAGGGUCAACUAUUGCCUGCCCAGACCCUCCUUCAGAAGACAGCGUGGCCACCAUUGUCUCCAUGGGCUUUUCCCGGGACCAGGCUAUGAAAGCACUCAGAGCCACGAACAAUAGUCUGGAGCGCGCUGUGGAUUGGAUCUUCAGUCACAUUGAUGACCUUGAUGCAGAAGCAGCUAUGGAUAUCUCAGAGGGGCGCUCAGCAGCUGACUCCAUCUCUGAAUCUGUCCCUGUGGGUCCUAAAGUGCGUGAUGGGCCUGGAAAAUAUCAGCUGUUUGCCUUCAUCAGCCACAUGGGCACUUCAACUAUGUGUGGACAUUAUGUUUGUCACAUCAAGAAAGAUGGCAGGUGGGUGAUCUACAACGACCAGAAAGUCUGUGCUUCUGAGAAGCCCCCCAAGGACCUGGGCUACAUCUACUUCUAUCAGCGGAUUCCCAGCUAGAACCUCCUGUUGCUGUGUGUGGUGGGGGGAGAGUGGGCGGAAGG
Messenger RNA from Apaloderma vittatum (bar-tailed trogon), 2477 nucleotides. RefSeq names its product ubiquitin specific peptidase 5 (isopeptidase T) (gene USP5). Gene Ontology annotation, molecular function: zinc ion binding; protein binding; cysteine-type deubiquitinase activity. NCBI's taxonomy places the organism in Eukaryota, Metazoa, Chordata, Aves, Trogoniformes, Trogonidae. The record is from RefSeq and is a predicted model, not a curated record. Gene Ontology annotation, biological process: protein deubiquitination.